CAGGAAGGAAAGACGAUAGCUGCGGUUGCCUGCGAAACGAAACUCGCCGUGAAACAAAUGCCCAGUAUGGCUGCGCAACAGCUUGCCCCGCAUACAGUAAUCUCAAGAACGCUGCCGAUGCUGGUGGCUGAGAUGGGCGAACUCCGAGGUCCCCCGUUUUGCUGAAAUGGCGACUGUCGCCACUGCUCCUCGUUCAGGCUUCCUCUAGAAUUCAUGAGAGUCCAAGCCUGUAGUGAUGUCACCGAUAGCAAACCCUUCACAUACCGUGCAAGCUCUACGGAAUGAAGCUCCAGGGAUUCAUACGUUAAGGGUGUCUAUCCGUACGUCAUCGCCGGCUCGUCAGGGGCUAGUAUCCCAUGUCAAUUGGUCAAAGAUUGUGUCUUUACUGCUGACCAAGGCUCGUCUUGUGACCGGAGGGCCCGGCCUUCAAUGACAAACUGAGGUCAAUCCUGGAAGUAUCGGGACACCACUGGUGGGCCACUCAUGGCCCACAACCCGCCACCGGACCUCGGGCAGGAGGCUUCUGCCAGGCCGGUUGAAGAACAGAUACUGGAGAUUUAUGAAGACCUGCUCGACGGUUUCCUGGUAGACAUUGCGUCUGAAGUGCAUCGCGAGGCGGCCCUAGGCCCUGCUGCCCGGCCCCCUGACGAGCGGCCCCCCCUCCCUGAGCCUAGUCUUCCCCCUGGGCUGCCCCCCAUCCCUGUUGCCAAGAUCCCCAAGGACUGCCGGGUGGAUGUUUUUGGGCAGAUCAUCCCGCCUGUGCCAACGGACAAGUUCAACUGCCAAAACUGCGGCAGCGUCGUAGUCGCCAGCCGCUACGCGCCGCACCUUGAGAAAUGCAUGGGCAAGGGUCGCACCGCGUCGCGCGCUGCGUCGCGUGCUCUUGCCAGCCAGCAGAAUGCGCGCCGCCUGCGCGCCAGCCCCGCCCCCUCCAGCGGCACCGCCACCCCCCCUCCCAGCCUGGCGGGGGGCGCCGCGUCCACAGAGGGGGGCCUCGGGACGGGCAGCUCGGGGGGGCUGGGAGAAGAAGGAGGAGCGGACGACUCGUCAGAGGAAAGUGACGACGAGGCCAAGGAUUCUUCGUACGGCCCUGGGGGGAAGAAUCGAGGUGGUCGAAAGGGCGGCCUGCGAAAGCUUGGCCCGCAAAAAAAGGGGCGGUCGGUUCGGCGGGGCUCGCCCCUCGCACGGCGCGAACUGCAGGGGUCGGGGAAACCCCGAGUGGUGCUAAGCCAGCCGCCCGUGGUCCAGGUGAUUGCCGGGGACGGCGCGGGAAACGGCGGGAAAAUCAUCAUCCCGGCAGGGUGGGCGGCACGCGCCGCGCAGCUGCGACCAGGCUCCGCAGAGAGGCGAGGGGUGAGCGCACCUGUGUGGUCGCCCGAUCCGCCAGCCGCGUGUGAAGUCGCAAACGAGACGUCUCCGGACGAGGCACCAACGACGUCGGUGCCUACCUCCAACAACGAAAAGCGGCGGCGCGAGCAGUACAUGAGCGUAAACGCCCCAUUCGAUCAAGCGUCGUUAGUUUCAGAAAGCUUACCAGAACCAUCAGAAAACUUUAGCGUGGGUAGGGGCCGGGGCAGGCGUGCCUCGAACGGGAGGGGCCGGGGGGGUCGAAGGAGGGGGGGAGGAGGGGGUGGUAGAACGAGUGUCGAUAGCGUUGCUUUAGGCGAAACUAACGAAGAUCUAGCAGCCGAACAAGUACGAAAGCGGCAGAAAAAACCUCCAGUAAAGUACAAGGAAGAGAGUGCGCUUCGAAGCGGAAGCAUGGUGGUCCUCGACGAAUAGCGGGCGGCCACUGAUACGGGAACCAUCAGAAAGCUUUAAUCGGUGCAGCCAAUGAAUGCGCGCUUAGGACGGUUUGAAAGUCAUUGAUCAGCUCAGAGGACCUCAGCACUGCUCGCCUAGACUCUUGCCCAGCUCUUUGUUUGCAGGCAUAACUGAGUUAACCAUCGUCAAGUCAGGCAAAUCAUACGUCGUUCGGUUGGCCGGCCAUCUGGCAAGUGUGCCCUGCACAAAUCAAGUCGGCCGUUUUGCC
This is a messenger RNA of Klebsormidium nitens, 2032 nucleotides long. The record is from the annotation of a GenBank genome assembly. NCBI's taxonomy places the organism in Eukaryota, Viridiplantae, Streptophyta, Klebsormidiophyceae, Klebsormidiales, Klebsormidiaceae.